AUGUCUAAAAAACCCGAGGAUAUAGUUGUGUCGGGAAUGUCGGGUCGGUUCCCGCUUUCAGUCAAUACGGAUGAGUUCGCAAAGAAUCUGUUCUCAGGCGUGGAUAUGGUUACAGAAGAUGACAGUCGAUGGCCAAUAGGUUUGUACGACAUGUCCGGCCGAAUGGGGAAAUUGGAUUGUUAUAAGGACUUUGACUCUCCAUUCUUUGGGCUCAACGACCAGAUCAUAGCCGAGUCUGACCCACAGGCCAGGUUGCUUCUCGAAGUGGCCUACGAGGCUAUGAUGGACGCAGGUGUGAAUCCCCAGGAGUUGAGGGGAACAAAGACUGGAGUAUACGUUGGAGUUUCCAUUUACUCCAUGACUGACGGCUACCCCGAAGACGGACAGCCGGACUUACACGAGAGUAUGCAAACUCUUAUGGUUCAGACACUCGCCAAUAUGAAGACCCUCUACUCCAGCCGUAUAUCAUUUGCUAAUGACUUUAAGGGCCCGUGUCUUGUGGUGGACACCGCCUGCUCGGCCAGUCUUAGCGCACUCACACUGGCCUGCAAUGAUUUGCUGCUAGGCAAUACGGACUACGCGAUAGUGUGCGGCACUCAUAUGGAUUUCGAGCCGUUUAUCUUUCAGUUUCAACAAGAGUUGGGUAUUUGUUCGCCGGACGGUAUGUCCCGUGUGUUGGACGCCGCGGCCAAUGGCUUUGUGAAGGCAGAGGCCGUGUGCUGUGUAUUCCUACAGCGCCGUCAGUGCGCCCGCCGUCUGUACGGACACAUAUUGACGGCCAGAAUGAAUGUCGACGGACACAAAAAGAUGGGAAUGCAACGCCGUCUGUACGGACACAUAUUGACGGCCAGAAUGAAUGUCGACGGACACAAAAAGAUGGGAAUGUUUUUCCCCUCGUCUGAGGCUCAGGAGGAACUGAUGCGCAUGACGUACACCGACGCAGGCAUUGAUCCUAAAAAGAUGACGUUCUUUGAAGCCCACGCCACCGGUACCAAGGUGAAUUACAUGCAUAGUUGCUACAAUUAA
Molecule: messenger RNA, 1026 nt
Organism: Medioppia subpectinata
Lineage: Eukaryota; Metazoa; Arthropoda; Arachnida; Sarcoptiformes; Oppiidae
Source: the annotation of a GenBank genome assembly